ACAUAUUCCAUGUUUGUCGAUGACAAUUCAUAUGAUCGAUCGCCUACCAAUAGCAAAAUGUAGAAUUUCUCUUCAUAUAAUGCUACGUCAUUGCUAUAUAAAUCAAUUUUUUUCACAAUAAAUAAAUAAAUCACUUUACCUGGAGUAAUGAUGAUAUUUUUCUCCUCCUCAUCACGAAGAAAUACAAUCUGGAUCAAAAAAUCGUAUGGAACCAUGACGUAUAGCAACGUAACCUGGGCCUUGGGCCGUCGAAGCAAGCCCACCUAACCACACUCCCAGCGCCGCCGCCGGCCGUACGCCGGAGACCGGAGCCUCUCGGGAACACCGCCGCCGCUUGGCCAUCUCCCCUGCCGACGACACGACCGCUUCCACCACCGCCUCUCCUCUUCUCUUCUCCACUCUUCUCCUCCCCCCGCCGCCGCCGCCCCACGCGCGCGCGCGUCCUCUUAAAUUUAGCCGAUGCCUCCUCUCCUCUCCUCCUCUCCAUCCACCUAUUCUCGCCCCACCCUCUCCUCCUCCUCCUCCUCCUCCGCACCCACAUCCAGGCCGUCCCGCCGCGGCUGGAUGAGGGCUCAUCGAUCCCUUGCCGGCCGCCGCGACCGCGGUGCGUCCAUGGAGCUUGCGCGCCUUGGCCUCUCUUCUGUCACCGCGAUGUCUCGCCGUGGAGCUUGAAGGCCGCCGUUGGUUCGGUCACUGCUAGAUGAACUCCAUGUCAUACAACAAGCUGUCCAUAACGAAUGACAGAAUGGAUUUCAAUACCCGUGGAAAUGCAGUCCCCAAUGGCAAAUUAGAUCGGAAUCAGUCAGGUGUUUCAGCCAAUCGAUCCUCAGCCUCCAAACCAACAGCACGCUCCAAGAAGAAACCGGAUCAAGCUGACAAAACAACCCCAAAUCCAGCGCAGAAUUCAGCAUCAUCAGCAACAAGAUCCGAAGCAGCGACCGUCACGACGACCACGAAAUCGCCGGCGAUCAGCGUGGACAGAAGCAGCAUCGCGAGAAGCAACAGCCUGGACAGCUUCAGCUACGGCCAGGCGAAGCGGCACACCGGCGGCGACAGCCGGUGGGACGCCGUCCGGUCGGCCAGCUCCGUGGACUGCCCCCUCGGCCUCGUCCACUUCAGGCUCCUCAAGCGGCUCGGCUACGGCGACAUCGGCAGCGUCUACCUCGUGGAGCUCAGGGACACCGACGCCUUCUUCGCGAUGAAGGUGAUGGACAAGGAGUCGCUCAUCAGCAGGAACAAGCUGGUCAGGGCACAGACCGAGAGGGAGAUCCUCGGCCUCCUUGAUCAUCCGUUCCUCCCUACGUUGUACACGCACUUCGAGACCGACAAGUUCUACUGCCUCGUCAUGGAGUAUUGCUCCGGCGGCAACCUCCAUUCGCUCCGGCAGAGGCAGCUCAACAAGCAUUUCAACGAGCAAGCUGCAAGGUUCUACGCAUCCGAGGUGUUGCUUGCGCUGGAGUACCUGCACAUGCUAGGCAUUGUGUACAGGGACCUCAAGCCCGAGAACGUCCUUGUCCGGGACGACGGCCACAUCAUGCUCUCCGACUUCGACCUGUCGCUGCGGUGCUCCGUGUGCCCGAUGCUGGUGAAGUCGUCGUCGGUGCACGCGGGCGCCAACGGCGUCGUGAAGGGCCUCGCCGCCGGUGGCGGCGGCGACGGCGAGGGCGUCGGCGUCGGCUGCAUGCAGCCGUCGGCGUUCUUGCCGCGGAUCCUCCCAAAGAGGAGCCGCAAGACGUCCAAGUCGGACCUCGGGCUCCUCCACGGCUCGCCGCUGGAGUUCAACGCGGAGCCGACGGACGCGCGGUCCAUGUCGUUCGUGGGCACGCACGAGUACCUGGCGCCGGAGAUCAUCCGCGGCGAGGGGCACGGCAGCGCCGUCGACUGGUGGACGUUCGGGGUGUUCCUCUACGAGCUCCUCCACGGCAUGACGCCAUUCAAGGGGAGCAGCAACCGCGCCACGCUCUGCAACGUCGUCGAGCAGCCGCUCCGGUUCCCCGACGGCGGCGCGUUCCCGGCGCCGGCGGCGGCGAGCGGCGUCGCGCGGGACCUCAUCCGGGGCCUCCUGGUGAAGGACCCCGGCAAGAGGAUCGCGUCGAGGAGGGGCGCCACCGAGAUCAAGCAGCAUCCCUUCUUCGAGGGCGUCAACUGGGCGCUCGUGCGCAGCGCCCACCCGCCAUCGGUGCCUGACCCCGUCGACUUCAGCCAGUUCGGCGUGAGGGAGAAGCCGGCGGCGGCGCCGACGAAGGUGGCCAAGCCGGCGGCGAGCGAUUCCUCCUCCGGCGACUUCGAGUAUUUCUAGCUCCCAUCUGUGAGUAUUUCUAGGAACUGAAAAAUACAUUUAGAUACAGAAAAAAAAUAUACAGUCUAUUGAUUCUUUGUUACUGUUGUAUUGCUCCUUAAUUACAGUACACCCAUACAUGAUUCUUGGGAUCCUGGUAUACACAUGUACAAACAAUGUGAUAGCUUGUUGCUAACAAUGAUUAAUGAACUGUAAAAUAUUCUGUUACACUACUGACAGAUGCAGAUGUUCAUUUCUUUAGCUGAUCAAGCUUUGCCUUAUAUGCAGCUCAUUUCUUGGCUGAUCAAACCUGCGUCAUGCAGAUAUUCAUUUCUUACUAGCUUACCUGAACAAAAUUGCCUAAUGCAGAUGUUCCUCUGUUGUUAUAGGCUAUAGUUUAGCUGAUGAAACUUGCUUCGCGAGGGACACACUAUUCUUUGCAGAAUUGCAGUCUUUGAAAAAAAAAAUGAUCUACGCGAACCUUCGAGUUUCAGCA
This is a messenger RNA of Oryza sativa Japonica Group (Japanese rice), 2774 nucleotides long. Its product is annotated as serine/threonine-protein kinase AGC1-7. Gene Ontology annotation, cellular component: plasma membrane; nucleus; cytoplasm. NCBI's taxonomy places the organism in Eukaryota, Viridiplantae, Streptophyta, Magnoliopsida, Poales, Poaceae. Gene Ontology annotation, biological process: protein phosphorylation. Gene Ontology annotation, molecular function: ATP binding; protein serine/threonine kinase activity. The record is from RefSeq and is a predicted model, not a curated record.